This is a messenger RNA of Chlorocebus sabaeus (green monkey), 3307 nucleotides long. RefSeq names its product family with sequence similarity 216 member B (gene FAM216B). Lineage: Eukaryota; Metazoa; Chordata; Mammalia; Primates; Cercopithecidae. The record is from RefSeq and is a predicted model, not a curated record.
UCCAGCCUGGGUGAUAAAGUGAGACUCUGUCUCACAAAAUAUAUAUAAAUAAAUAAGUAAAAGGAAAUCGACCAAAUACGAACAAUAAUUAUAGAUAAUUAGAUACAAGUUGAGUAUGCCUUAUCCAAAAUGCUUGGGACCAGAAGUGUUUUGAAUUCCAGAUUUUUUUUUUUUUUUUUUUUUUUUGAUUCUGGAAAAUUUGCAUUAUCUUUGCUAGUUGAGCCUCCCAAAUCCAAAAAUCCAAAAUCCAAUAUGCUCCAAUGAGCAUUUCCUUUGAGCAUCAUGUGGGCACUAAAAGUUUUGGAUUUGGAGUAUUUCAGAUGUUGGACUUUUAGAUUUGGGAUGCUCAACUUGUAUGAGUAAUCUUAUUUUCUCCUUCAAUUUUUAAAUUCUUCCAAAUCUUCCAAAAUAAUAUAUAUUACUUUUAGAAUCAGAUAUGAUAAUCGAUAGUAUUUAAAAUUAUCAAAAAAUUACUAUUAUAAAAAUAGUAUGCUCUACAACCCAGCUGUUCCAAACAGUUAAACAGAAAGACAAGGGCUCUGAAUUAUUCCUUAACUUCAUAAAUAAUUAAUAAUUAUUUUCAUAAAUAAAGGGCAAGACUAAGAAAAGGUGUGGAAUUAAGUAGUGUGGUGAUGUUCAAUUACUUGGAAAUGUGAGCAAAUGUUCCUAUCCCUUAGAACAAAUUACAUUUUUAAAAAUUCAUUCACUUGCUUACUUGUUUACUUAAGUACAUCCCCAAAACCGGUUGAGCUAAAAGAAAUUUUAUGCUAUACUUUGUUGUUUCUUGGAGGUACAGGAUAAACGAUGGGACAAAACUGGAAAAGACAACAAAAGCUCUGGAAUGUUCCACAGCUUCUUUUCAUUCGAGUCUCCAUCUAUGAUACUUCCUUACUAAAGGACCUCAACCAAGGGCAACAGCGCUACUUUUACAGCAUUAUGAGGAUUUACAACUCCAGGCCCCAGUGGGAGGCCCUGCAGCCCCGCUACAUUCACAGCCUUCAGCACCAACAGCUGCUUGGCUAUAUUACUCAAUGGGAAGCCUUGUCUUAUGCUCUUGUGCCUAGAGAUUCAACCAAGACAGCCUCAGCCAAGGUAGCUCCUCAAAGAACCAUUUCCUGGAAAACUUCAGCCAUGACAAGAAGAUGUCCAUCAGUACUACCUGUGUCUGUGGUUCUACCUAGGGCCCAAAGUAAAAGGGGCCAAAUGCUCAGGAACUGAGACUUGGCAGCAUUUUCGGAAACAGGAAGUUUGCCCAUGUAUCCCUGGUAUCUAGUGGGUGCUUAGUGCAUAUUUGUUGAAUGACGGUGAAUAAUUUCUAAUAUAAACCCCAGACCUAAAAGUAAUCUCUGAUUCAUAAAAAUUUUGCCAGCAAGACGAAGAGGUUUAAGAGCAAUGGAGCCUAGAGUAAGAAGCCUUUCCACAUAACAUCUGUAGAGUAAAAGGACUUUUAAAGCUUUCAAAGUAAAAGUUUCCUUUGAAUUAGAACCCCCCAGAGAAGUCCUCAAAACAGUGAAAGGGGACAAGUGACCAGAAGGAGCCAGGUCCUCUGUCACUGGGUGACCAUUUCUUGCAAACUAUCGUGUAUACAUUUUGAAAAUAUACAUAACAACACGGGGUUAACACGGAUCAUAGAGGGCUUACAAAACUAUAUCAUCCCAGCAACAACUGGCCUGUACAUUUCCUUCCUCUCCUCUUCCCCAUCAGGCAAUGGCAUUUAAUAUGGUCCCAAAGCUCUUUUAGUUCUCACCUGGUUUGAUCACGUUGUGUCAUCUUGAAAUGUGCACUUAUCAGUCUACCACAGCUGAAUUGAUUUUAUGCAGCUGUAACCGGCCUUGACAUGGAUAAGAGAAUUCAUGCACACAUCUUUCCCCGGCAGCUGAAGAAACACUCUUAAAAGAAUGUGAAAUAGCCCUGAAGACUUGAUUUCAAGUCCAAGCUUUCUGUGGCCUCAAAUGUUUUAAGCAAAGUACACAAAACUAUACUAAGCAAAAAGUGAGAUAGCAGUGAGUCAGUUCAUCAAAUAAAUGGCAUAGUGUUGCGUUAGUUAUAUUUAAUGGUUAUUUUCAUCACCAGAGAUUUUGUGUGUGUGUGUGUGUGUAUGUGUGUGUGUGUUAAAAAUCAGUCACCAGUUCUCAAGUAAAGUCAAAACAAAAAAAAAUGCUUCUUCCUCAUCAUUUUAAAAUACAUCACCCCAUUCAAAUCAGCUAAUGCCUAUGAAAGGAAUUGGUUGAGGUGGAAUAUAAACUUGAUUGACAAGAGAUGUGCUAACAUUGAUCUGAAAGGAAUAUGCUGCAUUAUUAUCAGAAAAAAAUCAUUAUCUUCUCUUUGCAAUCAUGAACAUAUAACAUAUAAAAUUUGUCAUGAGAUUCUGAAAACUAGUAUUGAGGUCAAGCACUACUUCUGAGCUCCUGUCUGACUUUUCUUUGGGAGGAAUAGGAAGCGUGGUUGGCCCACUAGUCUGAUAAGAAGUCUUGAGGAAACUAAUACUGACCUUGCUGGGAUCAUUCACUUAAUCAUAAAGACACUUCUUGACCUCUGCAAAUUCUGGCCCUGACAUGUAUUCUAAAUACCUUUACAGUUCUAAGUUAGAAAUUGUUACAUAGACUUAAAAGAAGAAAAGACUCCAGUGGGACUGGGAUGAGCUGCAUGAUAGCCUCAUAAAGCAGAGAGGUUGGUGGGAGACCUAACUUGGCCUAUACUAACCUUCCUAUUGUUUUCACAAUGGGCCUUUUAUAUCCUCUGAUCUGCUUGCCUGCACUUUUAUCUUAGACUAUUUUUUGAUGGGCAUAGGUAUUUGCUGUGUAAGCCUUACCUAGUGAUGCAGAAUAUCAAGGAGGCCACUUACAAUUCUAAGCUGCAUCCCUGUAUCAAAAAUCUCAGAAGCACCUUGCAUUCGAUAGAGGCUUUUAAGAGCAGACUGACAGGUGAAUGUCACAGGUCCACAAGAAGGACAAAUAGAUUUAAGUUGGUACAAAAGUUUCCAUUUGUUGGUUCUCCCUUUUAAGAAGAUAAUGUGCCCCUGCACUUGAGUACCUUACUUGAAACUUAAAGAAAUGUGAUUGGUUAUGGUGCUGGGAGAAAGGGGUGUACCUGGGAGGACAUCGAGAAAGAUAAACAAAGGGGAAGGAAGAGAGGACAACCUGUAACUUUUAGCAAAGGCUACCACUUUUAACUGUUAGAGAAAAUGCUAUUGCUAGAACUCAUAAUGUCAAUAUACACUAUCAGAACUUAAGUCCUGGGGCGGAGCAAGAUGGCCGAAUAGGAACAGCUCCAGUCUCCAACUCCCAGCGCGAGCGACACAGAAGAC